CGGCAUAUCAGAGAACUUUUUCAAAAGCAAAACAGUUUCGAAUCGUACGUGAAACAGAGCAAAUCAUUUGCUGUCGACCAGCGAUCAACGCGAAGAAGUAAAGUGUUUAAAAUUUGAAAACGAAAAUAUAGAAAAUAGAUAAAAUUAUAUUUGUUGAUUAAUUGAAACCGAAAGCAAUAUAAAGGCGAACUCAAAAUGCACAGCAAAAUAUUGGAUGAGUUCAAUGAGAAUGGUUACCUUGUCAUAGAGGACUUUUUAACGCCCGAGGAGGUGGACACGCUGUACCAGGCAGGACGUACACUCUGCUUGGAUGCGCCACAAUCGAAUCGGAAAAUCUUUAGCACCCUCAAGGCAGAGGAUGCGCACAGCAAGGAGCUGUACUUCAUGGAGUCCGGCGAUAAGGUGCGCUACUUCUUCGAGCAGGGCGCAGUUGGGGAUGAGGGUCAGCUAAUUGUGGAUCCAAUGAAGGCGCUUAACAAAGUCGGUCAUGCCCUGCAUGUGGAGCAUCCCACCUUCAAUGCCCUGACCUUUAGCAAUCGCGUGCGUGAGAUUUGCUGGCAGUUGAAUUUCAAUCGUCCCGCCGUUUGUCAGAGCAUGUAUAUCUACAAGAAUUCCGGCAUUGGCGGUGAGGUGACCCCGCAUCAGGACUCGUGGUUCCUUCACACAGAGCCCAAUUCGGCAGUGGGCUUCUGGUUUGCCCUAGAGGAUUGCACGCUCCAGAAUGGCUGUCUGCAGUUCAUAAAGGGCUCACACAAGAGUGGCGUGCACCGUCGAUAUCAUCGCAAUCCCGACAAGGAUGCCAAAGAGCUAAUGGUUUACGAUCGUGCUGCUCCCGUUUAUCCCAAGUCCAGUUUUACCCCGCUGCAAGUCAGCAAAGGCACAUGCAUUGUCAUCCAUGGCAAUGUGGUACACAAGAGUGAACAGAAUCGCUCACAGAAGAGUCGACACGCCUACACCUUCCACGUAAUUGAGACUGAGAAUAAUGUGAAGUAUUCGGAGGAAAAUUGGUUGCAGGCGCCGCAGGACAAGCCCUUCCCCUUGCUGUUCGAGCGCAAGGCUUAGAAGUUCAACGGAAUCGCGAUUGUGAUCAUAUCACUGCUGUUUUUCGGUAUUUUUGCUUAUAAGAUUUGAGAUUUGAGUGUGUCAUUUGUGAAUGAUUAUGAAAUGAGAGCGCCAUAUGUUUUAAGUUGCUGUAUAUGUCGAAUUUUAUGAAAUUACAAUAAACAAAUAAAUUAAACAACAAAACAAAACA
Messenger RNA from Drosophila innubila, 1252 nucleotides. RefSeq names its product phytanoyl-CoA dioxygenase domain-containing protein 1 (gene Phyhd1). NCBI's taxonomy places the organism in Eukaryota, Metazoa, Arthropoda, Insecta, Diptera, Drosophilidae. The record is from RefSeq and is a predicted model, not a curated record. The transcript is spliced from 3 exons. Bases 196 to 1062 code for a protein of 288 amino acids.